GAGCCAGGAGCCAGCAUGUCCCAUCCAGCAGUUACCCAGCUCAUCCGCCUGUAACUGUAGCAGGGAACUGGCAUGGGGCGCAGGGCUGGAGGUACCCGGAGUGGUGGUAAGGCAGGGCACCAUGCAUGCCAGUUUUAUAGGAUGGAUACUCAGGUAGACAGGCUGCAGGGCACUGCACAAACAAAGACCAGGGAUCAUGUAUCCAGACCUCAGGGUAGCUGCCCCCAGCUCUCCAGUACCGGGGAUGAUGUGGGGAGGGGAGAGUUAUCUUAUUUAUCUAGUGUCUGUGACUGGAGACAUUGUGGCACAUGCCAUUUGUUUAGAUACUUUGUUGCACUUUACAGCUUGUGUUUGUUGUGUUCUGUCACUGCUGCUCACAGACAGGAUGAUUCCAGUCAUGUGCUCUAUAAGGGGGAUUUAAUCACAGAUGGAGAGGAGGAGGGCUGGUCAGAUGGGCACCAGGAAACUAACCACAUGCCAAUGACUGAGCACUGGGAGUCCUCCUCAUUCCAGCCCUCCAGUACCUUCUCUGCAGCUGAGCUGGGGACCCUGCUUGCUGACUCUUACAGGGGUCCUGGGAACAAUGACAGCAGAAGUAACAAAGAACUGCCAAUCCUGCUGUGGUGGAGUGAGAACCUUUUCCCUCACUUCCCUGGGGAGACAGAGCGGAUAGAUUGCCCUGCAAGCUCCUGCUUGGUCACGAAGAACAAACAAGUAAAGCUGCACAAAAGGACUAAGUCUAUUAUCUUCUAUGGGACAGACUUCAGGGCCUACGAAGCCCCUCUGCCACGGCUGCCCCACCAGACCUGGGCACUGUUUCAUGAGGAAUCCCCAAUGAAUAACUAUGUCCUCUCACAUCUGCCAGGGAUUCGACUCUUUAAUUACACUGCUACCUUCAGAAGGGAGUCUGAUUACCCCCUGACCCUGCAGUGGUUGCCAACCAUUGGCUACUUGCAGAAUCCUGCAAUAACUAUGGAGGAAAAAAACAGAUGGCGCAAGAAUGGCUAUGCCCCAGUUUUGUACAUGCAAUCCCACUGUGAUGUCCCAUCAGACAGAGACAGAUAUGUUAAAGAGUUAAUGAAAUAUAUCCAGAUAGAUUCAUAUGGCCAGUGUCUGAAUAAUCGCCCUCAUCCAAGUAAAAGACUUGAGGAUACAUCUACAGCUACAACGGAAGAUCCAGAGUUUAUGAUGUUUACUGCCAGGUAUAAGUUCCACUUGGCCAUGGAAAAUGCCAUCUGUGAUGAUUAUAUGACAGAGAAGCUCUGGCGUCCAAUGCAUUUAGGGGCAAUUCCUAUUUACCACGGUUCCCCACCAGUACAGGACUGGAUGCCCAACCACCUUUCCAUUAUAAGGAUCGAUGACUUUGCUUCUCCAAAACAUCUGGCGGACUUUAUUCUGUCAUUGGAUGCAGAUGAUGAAGCCUACCUGAAAUAUUUAGACUACAAAAAGCCUGGAGGGAUCACAAACAAAUUCCUGCUGGACAAUAUGGAAAAGAGAGAAUGGGGAGUGAAUGAUAUGACGUCACCUAACUACCUCAAUGGGUUUGAGUGCUUUGUCUGUGAUAAGGAGAAUGCCAGAGUGGCUUCUGAGAAGGAACACAAGAAAACAAGGAGGAAGACUCCAGCCCCAGAACCAAGGAUAGCAGGGCAUAGCCAUAUGGGUUGUCCAAUGCCCGUGCCUGGGCUGGGGUCUCUGGAGGAGCUACCAGAAACCGACAGCUGGAAACAGAUGUGGCUGCAAGAUUUCUGGCAAAGUUUAGAUCAGGGAGAAGCCCUUACUAUUAUGAUUCUUCGAAAUGAAACCAGCCAGGAAAAAUUUUGGGAUUAUAUGCACGAAAUAUAUAUAAGACGAAACAUGCAUCACUGACCUUAACGUUUCUAGAUGUGUUUUUAAAGACUGUAAAUUAUAUUUUUACCUCUAAAUACUCAACCAAAAAACUGUAUGAUCACCAACUUCAGGAUUAUAUUGGAAACAAGCCAUUAUAAAGACACGUGGCCUGUGAUUUAUAAUGAUAUUUUUAUUAAAAAAAACAAAACCUUUGUAUUUCUUUUGAGAAGUAGAAAUUGAAGGAGUUGAUAUUUUUGCAAACAGUGUCACCCACCUCACAGGCAAAGCCCAAGACAGCUGCAGUGUUUGAGCAUCUUGAAAUACUUUUACUCAUAGAGAAACACGUUACACUUUAUUGUCCGGAACUGCAUGUGUGACUCUGCAUAUGACUACAAGGGAUUGUUCAGAGAGCAGACUGCUGAUCUCAUUUAUACAGUUUCAAACCAAAACAACCUAUUUAUUUGCCAAAAUAUUGUUUUUAACCAGAUGAAGAAUUUACCAAAAUGGUGUUAUACAGAAUUUGCACUGUUUUGUAAGGUUGGUUACCAGGUCAAUUUAGCCAGAACUGGAAGCAGAUAAGGGAUAUGUAAAUAUGAAGUAUAUAUUUAUUAUGAGGCAUAUUGCCAAUUUUCCUAUUAUUUGUUUAACCCGCUGGUUGCCAAAGAGAGCUCAGUGCAUUGCUAUAGUGAAUGGUGUUAGUUUUGCUUAUAGGGUAGGAGUAAUAGUUUAAAGGAGCAGUAAACCUAGAAAAUAAUGUUAUAUAAUUCUGCACAUAGUGCAGAAUUAUAUAACAUUAGCUUAGCGCCAGCUUUGUAAAGCAAAGGGUUAGAUAUAUAUUUUACCACGAAAACAGAACACCGCUCCUGAGCGGGUCUGUUUUCUUCUCCUAAUCGCAUCGUGGCACGUUGUCUACCAGAGCGGGAGCGAGCUACAUUGAGUUUAAUAGCGCGAUCGGGCACACCGUGACUAGACAGCAUGCCAGCGAUACGCUUAGGAGAAGAAAACGGAUUCGCUCAGUAGAGCCAGGAGCGCGUUCUGUUUUUGUUGUAAAAUAUCUCUCUAACCCUUUGCUUUACAAAGCUUGGCGCUAACUAUGUGCAGAAUUAUAUAACAUUAUUUUCUAGGUUUACUGCCCCUUUAACAUCAGCAACAUGUAAACAGAUAGCUAUGAUAAAGAUAUACAGAAUCUGAAUGUGGACGACAAAAUGCUUAGCAAGCCCCUGUACUGCAAAUCCCCUCAUAUUGGUUAAAUAAACAUUCCAUACAAGUAACCAAGAUUUGUGAGAACUGAGACUUAAGCUAAAGUUAGACUAGCCAACCUCACUAACUGCACUUCUCACAACUUGUGCAGUUGAUUGGGAUUAGGGAAAAAAACAACAACGUAUGGAGGUGGCGCCUACGGCUGUCUAACUGUAUAGUUGAUCUGUUAAAUACCUUGAUUAAGUAUAGAUUAUAAGUCAGUCCAAAUACAGUAGUGAGAAUAAUGUGUGUAUAAUUUUAUAAAUGGAAUGAAUGCACAUGCAAAUUGCUAUAAUGAAUAAAGUGGUUUCAAUUUAUUAAUAUUUGCAUAUAAAAGCGGUUAUUUGUAACAUACUAAAUGAUAAAAAAUGAUAAAAAGAAAAAAUGAUCUCUAAAUGUAACACCGGUGUUAUAAAAAAGCUUAAAAUAUUACUAGCUUCAAUCAAUAAAAAACUUUAAAAUGGUAACAUAAUGCAAUAGACCUCUCUGGAUCACUCUGAUAUAACGAUAGAAUUAUGUACAAUUUUAGAUGCACAAAUUGUUGGUGAUUAUUUCAUCAAUACAUCGAUCACUGUAAGAUAGAGCAGAGUCUAUAAGUGUAAGUCGGUUUUGCUUAAUAUUAUGAUAGCCACAAUGGUAAUGUCCUUGUUUUGCACUUCAAGUUUGUAAGUUAUCUUCAGUGUAGAUUAAAACAUUACAACAUGUCAGAAACAAGAAAAGCCUCAAGCGGUGUCUCUCACUAGCCCAAUGAUUCAGCUGUGGGGGUGGAGUCUCUAUUUCUGCCGCUUAUAUUUGAAAGUUAUACCAAUCCAAUUACGAUUGUUAAGUUGUAAACAAAGUCUCUAUUUUAAGUGUGCACACUUACGAUGUUUUCCUCAGCUCCUUCAAUAUGCUCCUACCGUUUUUCCUGCUUGUAUAGAUGAUUUUAAUCACAAGUGGUGUAGCGGUUCUGGGAGCUGGAGCAAGACGCCAAAAAAAUCAGCUGAGUGUCCUCCUUCGUGUCGGGUAACAGGUUCUACGCGUUUCAGCUCUCCAGGGAGCCUUUGUCAAGAUACCUGUUUCCGGCUAUCUCUCUCUAUUUAAAGGGUUUUUUGUUAUUAACCCUAGAGUGUCCGAUUUUUGUUUGUUUGCAAUCAGCAUUUGUUUCAUAUAUAAACCGACUUAUUUCCUUCUUAUACCUUAAAACAAUGCCAAGUGAUCAGUAUCUUCAUCAGCGUGAACUCAAUAUUAGUACAUAACCAUCUGUAGAAAACACACUAUAUAAAAUAACCGUAUAGAGAUCUCCUAUUUUUAGAAAUUAUUAAUAAUCUAUAAAUUGUGUUGUCAUAUAGCAAUCUGCAUUUGCCUGUGUGAAUGAAUUUACAAUUAUUAAGUAAUUACUGAAAAAUCGUUAAAACUAGAAAAUAUAUAUAUUACAAUUUGCACUAGCCCCUAAAAAACAGGCUGGAUUCGAACUGGGGACUUCAUAGUUGGUAAACCAUUGACACUACCACUAUACUACCAUAGGUUUUCUAUUGUUAAUUGUUUUUGGGCUAUUAGAUAAACUUAUUUUAUUUCUCAAAAUGAAAUCCCAAAAGUAAUAACUCUCUCACAGCAUAGGGUGGAUUAGAACCCGUAGCCUCAAGGAAGGGAGACAAACGACUAUACCAGUAUUGCUUUAUUUGUUAUAUUCCAGUAUUGCUUUAUUUGUUGCACAUAAAGAGAACACUUUAAAAUGUAUUACAUUUUUUUUGUAAACCAGAAGAUGUUACUGCCCUGAAAAAAAAGAGAAUAGUUUUAUGCUUGUCACUUGUCAACCAAUAAAACAGUAAGAGUUGUGCUUAUCAACCAAUGAGCAAUCAGCCUUUAAUGACCAGUUUUACACAGAUGUGCACUUCCUGUUAUGUUCAAAAUAAAUCACUUUAACAUAA
This is a messenger RNA of Bombina bombina (fire-bellied toad), 4976 nucleotides long. It is a transcript of the gene POFUT4, whose product is annotated as fucosyltransferase 11. Gene Ontology annotation, cellular component: membrane. The record is from RefSeq and is a predicted model, not a curated record. Gene Ontology annotation, molecular function: alpha-(1->3)-fucosyltransferase activity. The coding region runs from base 73 to 1866 and encodes 597 amino acids. The transcript is spliced from 3 exons. NCBI's taxonomy places the organism in Eukaryota, Metazoa, Chordata, Amphibia, Anura, Bombinatoridae.